CAUGGCGCGGGUCGCUAUUGCAAUCGCCGUUGUGGCAGUAUUGAUGGUACAAGUUGGUUUUGUAGAGUGCCAACUAAGGAAUUUGACAAAGAAUGCCAAUACAACACUAUCAAAUAAUACACUCAGCAGGACAACAACACCUGUAACACUCCUGACAAAGUCUAGGGGCGGAUUUGUAACAACUACACCGUCUAUAGCAUGGGUUACAAAAUCACUGAGCAAAGAUCAACAAAGGUUAUUCAACGGAGCCUUUGACCCUCAGUCAACCGUCACAUUCACUGGCAAGUCAAUGUUUGACUCUAGGUCUGGAAAUGUAUCCGAUGAUUUCUUGGAUCUUCUUGACAAUGACGAGAAAAAGGCAAUCAUGGACUUGCAGAACGAUUGGAAAGACGUUAUUGAUUUGGGCGAUUUAUUCAAGGACGCCAUGCCCGACGACGUACAGUUUUUUUCUCAGCAGUUCAGUAACAUGGACAAAUCGAAGUUGGAGAAAAUGUACGAUGCACCGGGAACUGUUCAGACCGCCGAUUUAAAAGCUGUUCCACUUGAAAUAAUUGGAGCGCUUAAUGACACAGUUCGUAAAGACAAGCUGAGCAGAUUUCCUGCCGACGCCAAAGACAUGCUUUGCAAGAAAUUACAGAAUGAUGAAACGGAUUUUGAUACAACCAAACGAAUUGCCCUCGGUCUAGACUGUGUGGCCAGUUUGAAGAAAACGAGUAAAUUGCCUCAAGGAAGCUUAGCUAGGGCUAUUGCUAUGAAUAAAAUGGAGAAGAAACAUCCGAGAGAUUGGUCACCAACAGAAUGGAGGGAUUCCAUCAAAGAUGGAUGGUUUGCGGGACUUCCCGAUGGUGUUAUUGAAAGAUGUCCAAGUAGAGUUGUAAAGGACAAUAUGCGAGACCUUACGAAGAUCUCGAAGGAUAUGGACAGUAAAUUAAAGGACAAGGUUAUGUCAAAGGUCAAAGAUGCAUCUGGCGGCGCCAAGGGUAUGUCAGCUUCUGAUAUCAGCAACAUGGGAGACAUGGUGAAAGACAUGAAUAUGAGAGAAAUGAAGAGUUUAAAUGCAACCGCGGUACGACAAAGUUUGAAAACUUUUAGCGACAAUGCUAAGAAUAUGAAUCGUGCACAGAAAAUGCAGAUGCGAAAGACUGUGAGAGACAGUGUAGGCUCAGCUGGAAACUGGACCACUGAUGACAUAGUUAGUGCAGCAGCGUUUAUAGGACGCGAUAGAGAUCUCAUGAAGAAAAUCGACAAAGAUGUUUUGAUUGCCGGUAUGCAAAAUCUUAGCAGAGAAGACAUGGAUCCAAAAAGUGCACGGACAAUGCUGUCAAAGAUCAAAGAGUCUGCAGAUUACGAUCAGCCUUCUGAUUUCGACACAAACAAGUUUAAAGAGAUCGGAAAUCUGGCAAAGGGUCUCUCCCCAAGGUUUGUAAAGAACAUGACAAAUGUGGACUUUGGCUCACUUCUUGGUUCAGGCGAUCUGAGAGACAUUGACUUUGCAGACAAUUCAAAGGUUGUGGUAGACCGGGUACUCGCAGAUUCCGGGAAGAAUGCGCUCAGCAAAGCAGAUCUAGAAAAUCUUGGUAAGAAUAUGAAAGGUCUUCGUAAAGAUCAUGUUGAUAAGAUCAGUGCUGAUGAUCUAGCUACAGCUCUUGAUGACAUGAAGGAUACUAUAAAUGAAAUUGUUGACGCCAUGGAUAAAACUACUCUUGACAGUAUGAUUAAAAAGGUAGAAAAUGCAACCGGUGGACUUGGAGGAAAUCUUGAGAAGAUGGGAAGCUUGUUACAAAAGGUCCCUGUAAAGAAACUUCAAGCACUGUCAGAUUCCGACUUUGGAGAUAUGUCAGGCCAGACUGAAAGAAAAUUGAACUGCAGCAAAGAUACGUGCCCUGAAUUAUACAAGCGUGUUAACAACACCAUUGGUCAACCAGGCAUCAGGAACCCCAACUUCACUAUGACGGUUUUUAGAAACCUUGGAAAGGUUAUGUGUGGCAUGUCAUUGGACGAUUUGAAGAUGAUUCCAGCAACCAAAAUGCUCGAAGAUAUUGCCGGAUAUUUAAUUGGACUAGAUUGUCUUUCAGACAAACAAGAAAGAAUCUUGGCCGAAAAACUAAAGUAUCGUCUCGGUUUGUUCAGUGGAAAUACACGUACUGUUUCUUCCCAGGACAUUAAGAAAUACGGCAAAAUUCUAAAACACUUUGACCCAGAUGAUCUAACGAGCCUUGGAAAGUCAGUUUGUGAAGACAUAGCACUUGAACUUGGAUCAACAGAUCUUUCUAAUGUCAAAAGUGAAGAUCUCAAAAAGCUUGCUGAUUAUGCCCAGGAAUGCGUGAAUAACACAGUAGAUGCUAUCAGUUCCGAUGACCUUACAGCCAUAGGUGACAUAGUAUGUGGUUUGGACACAAGUCGUGUGGAUGAUAUAGACAAUGAUGCCAUUGAAGAUAUCGUAAAUGAAGUACAAAAGAAAUGUGCUCAAUGGACAAGCAAAGAAAGAAAGUCAUGGGCAGAUACUGCAAUGAAUAAAUUGAAUGUGACUUCAGACAAGAUAGCUGACACCGAUGAUGUAGUGUUGACUCAAAUUGGAACCUUUGUGGCUGAACUUGACAAAUCGGACCUUGAUAAAGUUCCAAAUGACGUGAUGUCAAGCAUUGGAUCUGACAUCGUUGACCAAUUCAAAGAUAAGAAAGAACAACUUGAUAAACGUGACAAAAAAGGAUUCGGUGGUGACGUAAAAGAUUCAGAUAGAAAAGACAGCGAAGAAAAAGAAAAGAAGGUGUAUGAAAGAUUGAUUACUGCUUUCACAAGAACAUCCAGAAGGAGAAGGCGUUCAGUAUCAUCAAUAUCCUGUGAUGACAUGCAGUUGUUAGGCUCUGGUGUCACAGCACUUACAACCGACCAGAUCGAGGCUAUAACAGAUUCCGAUUUCCUUGAUUGUGCCAGCACUCUUGGAGGAUAUUCAACAUGGAGUGCAGAUCAGCUAACUUCUCUUCUAACAGUUGCCACCCGAGCCGGAACAUUCAGUACAUCAUCGGGCUGGUCGGCGGACGAUGUUACUGACGCUGGCAUCAUUACCCAGGGUCUUACACACACUGAGAUAGAAGCUCUAUCCGACCUUGAUUUAGAUGCUAUGUCUUCUAUUGGAAAACAUGCUGGUUGGUCCGAGACUCAGCUCGGGUCCGGAUUUUCUCGUUGGUUAUCUUUAAACAAAGGUAACGACGCAAGUACUGUUACAUCAAGUGAGCUCAUUGCACUUGGACACUUUGCAUGUGGUGCAACGACCAGUCAUAUUGGACAAUUCUCAAGUGCAGAAUACAGUUACUCAGCAAGUUACAUUGGUGAACUAACAAGCUGCACAGAGAGCCAACUAGAGGCAUAUGCCAACCUUGCCGAAACAGCUUUCGGUUCGAUCUCCAGCUGGGAUACGUCCGUUAUUUCUACUGUUGGCGCCAUUAUUGGUGGUCUCACAUCUACAGAAAUUGGCACACUGUCAACAUCGCAGAUCGCCGCUGUCGAACCAGCAAGUGUUGCCCAGAUUCCAUCUACGUCUUUUGUAGGAUUCACGGUUGAUCAGCUGUUAAGUUUCAGCGUUGCACAAGCUCAGUCUACAACAUCAACCCAGCAGUCUGGUCUAUCUUCAGAACAACUUGAUGCUCUUGUAACUGCUGGUGCAACCGUAGAAUCGUCUGCUGUAGUAGCGCAAAUACCAAUUUAUGCUGUUUUGUUGGCUGCUCUUCUUUCAAUUAUUUACACAUUCUAGUUCAUUCACUCAAGUUAGUUAUCCUUUUAAUACUUAAAUACAAUUUGACAUUCUAAUGUAUUGAUGCUACAGUACAUAUUUCAAGUACGAAUUUUUUCAAAACUAAAUUAAAUUUCAAAUAGAUAUUAAUAAUAACAUAUUCAUUUUCAAGGUAAAUGAACAUAUGAUGAAUAAUUAGAUGAUAUGUUUUAUUAUUUUGGUUUUUCUUAUAAAUUUAAAUUUAGGAUUAUUAUCUCUGUUCCGUUAUUCGAGUUUUUAUUUUCACUAGCGUAAUUGUUGUUAUACCUUCAAUAAGAAGAUUGUGUCUCGUCUUGAUAAUAUUUAUAUGUAUGACAAAUAAAGAAUGACAGACGAAA
Molecule: messenger RNA, 4107 nt
Organism: Ruditapes philippinarum (Manila clam)
Lineage: Eukaryota; Metazoa; Mollusca; Bivalvia; Venerida; Veneridae
Exons: 24
Coding region: 2-3751 (1249 amino acids)
Biological process (GO): cell-matrix adhesion
Cellular component (GO): cell surface
Source: RefSeq, a predicted model, not a curated record